Molecule: messenger RNA, 516 nt
Organism: Eruca vesicaria subsp. sativa (arugula)
Lineage: Eukaryota; Viridiplantae; Streptophyta; Magnoliopsida; Brassicales; Brassicaceae
Source: the annotation of a GenBank genome assembly
AUGGUCGAGCCUCAGCCACCGAAGUGGAUUCUUGAUGCUAUGAGUAAAUUCAAUGGUAUGGAGCCACGACUGAUUACCACCAAGAAAGUGUUGUUCGCGAGUGACUUGAACCAGAGCCAGACACGUCUUAUGCUUCCUGCGAACAAGUUUCUGAGCAAAAAGGAAUUUCGGAGGGAGGAAGAGAUCAGAGUCUUGGAAGGAAGUAGCAAAGCAACGCGUACAGAAGGGGUUCAUGCUAUCUUUGUUGAUCCAGAUUUCAAAACCUAUGGUGUUUCGUUGAAACAGUGGAAGAACAUGGUGGUAUCUCGCUGGAACCCUGUUCUUGAUGAUUUCAAGACUCUCAAUGAUGUUCCUAGUAGUAAAGAUGAGGAGUGCUUCUGCUUGGACGAUUUCCCCGAUUUCCCCAAGCUCGACCUUUUUCAUUUCUUAGAAGAAUACGCAAACGUCGACGCUCUUCCGGACUUAGGAUAUUUUGAGAAUACAGAUGUUGUCGCUUCCUUUUACGAUGAUGCCUGA